AAUAUUUUUUGUUUCUAAAUUUAUUCAGAAAAAGACUUAGAAUUAUAUUAAUCAUAAAAUAGUAACUAGAGUACAAAUAUUGUUUUUGAUUUUAAAUUCUCAUUGAACAUUAAAGUUGAGUUCAUUGUAUAUCUGUAUUUCAUUUCCACAUUGUACUUAUUGUGUAUCUAAAAAAGGCGUCUUCUAGUACAUUUUUGUCUUCAUCUACAGAAAAGUGUUAAGUGAAUUAAACAAAAGCCAUAAUGGGUACUUUAUCGGAUUUUGGUCAAAUAGCAAUGAAAUGGGAUCCGAAAAAUUUGGAAAUUCGUACUAUGUCUGUAGAAAAAACACUGGAGCCGUUGGUAUUGCAAGUAACAACACUUGUAAAUACAAAGGGGCCAAGCAAGAAGAAAAAAGGUAAAUCUAAAAGAGCUAGUGCUUUAGUGGGUGCUGUAGAAAAGGCUACAGAAAAUUUUAUUCAAAAGGGUGAUCAAAUAGCAUAUGAAAAUCCGGAUAUUACUCAAGAAAUGUUAGCUGCUGUCGACGAAGUACGUAAAACGGGCGAUGCUAUGAGUAUUGCAGCUAGAGAGUUUUCUGAAGACCCAUGUAGCUCUCUUAAGCGAGGUAACAUGGUACGGGCUGCUCGAAAUUUACUUUCAGCUGUUACGCGUCUUUUGAUAUUAGCUGAUAUGGUUGAUGUACACUUGCUUUUGAAAUCAUUACACGUGGUCGAAGAUGAUUUAAACCGUUUAAAAAAUGCUUCAAGCCAAGAUGAGCUCUUAAACAAUAUGAGGCAAUUUGGCCGAAAUGCAAACGAACUCAUUAAGCAGGCAGCUAAACGUCAACAAGAACUUAAAGAUCCACAACUUCGUGAUGAUUUGGCUGCUGCACGAGCCAUGCUAAAAAAACAUUCCACUAUGUUGCUCACAGCUUCAAAAGUUUAUGUUCGACAUCCAGAAUUAGAUUUGGCUAAAGUCAAUCGUGAUUUUAUUUUGAAACAAGUAUGCGAUGCAGUUAAUACUAUAAGUGACGUAGCACAAGGAAAAUCUUGCCAACCAACAGACAUAUACAGUGGAGCUGGGGAAUUGGCUGCAGCAUUGGAUGACUUUGACGAGGGAGUUAUAAUGGAUCCCAUGACGUACAGUGAAAAACGCUCUCGUCAAUUAUUGGAAGAACGUUUGGAGAGUAUAAUUAGUGCAGCAGCCUUGAUGGCCGAUGCAGAUUGUACAAGAGAUGAGCGAAGAGAGCGUAUUGUUGCAGAAUGUAAUGCUGUACGACAGGCGUUACAGGAUCUUUUAUCGGAAUAUAUGUCCAAUAUGGGACAAAAGGAUAAUAGUCCUGGAUUAGAUAGGGCUAUUGAUCAAAUGUGUAGGAAAACUCGAGAUUUAAGGCGUCAAUUGCGUAAGGCUGUAGUUGAUCAUGUUUCGGAUUCAUUCCUAGAAACAACUACUCCGCUUAUUGAACUUAUUGAGGCCGCUAAAACGGGUAACGAGAAAAGAGUUCGUGAAAAAGCUGAUAUUUUUACUAAACAUGCUGAGAAAUUAGUAGAAGUUGCUAACCUGGUCUGCAGUAUGUCUAACAAUGAGGAUGGCGUAAAAAUGGUACGAUAUGCUGCUGCCCAAAUAGAAAGUUUAUGUCCUCAAGUCAUAAAUGCAGCAUCAAUUUUAACUGUGCGACCCAACUCGAAAGUAGCACAAGAAAAUAUGACAGCAUAUCGUCAAGCUUGGGAAGUUCAAGUUCGUAUUUUAACAGAAGCUGUGGAUGAUAUCACUACUAUUGAUGACUUCCUAGCCGUAUCUGAAAAUCAUAUAUUGGAAGAUGUCAACAAAUGUGUCAUGGCAUUGCAAGUCGGUGAUGCCGAAGAUUUGAGAACAACUGCUGGAGCUAUCCAGGGGAGAUCAGCUCGUGUUUGUAAUGUUGUUGAAGCAGAAAUGGAUAAUUAUGAACCAUGUAUUUAUACAAAACGUGUUCUUGAAGCUGUAAAAGUUCUAAGGGAUCAAGUUAUGUCGAAAUUUGAUCAACGUGUUGAGGCUGCAGUUAAUGCACUUUCAUCUAAUUCCAAUAAAGAUGUUGAUGAGAAUGAUUUUAUUGAUGCAUCUCGCCUAGUUUAUGAUGGUGUUCGUGAAAUAAGGCGUGCAGUGCUUAUGAAUAGGGAUGAAGAUGAACUUGACCCUGAGGACGUGGAAUUGGACGACCCAUAUAAUCUUGAGACUCGAAGUAAAUCAAGUGCUCAUACUGGAGAUCAAACUGUUGACGAAUAUCCAGAUAUUAGUGGAAUAUGCACAGCUAGAGAAGCUAUGCGAAAAAUGACUGAAGAAGAUAAACAGAAAAUAGCUCAACAAGUUGAACUAUUCCGACGAGAGAAGCUUACAUUUGAUUCUGAAGUAGCAAAGUGGGAUGAUACUGGAAAUGACAUUAUUUUUUUGGCCAAACACAUGUGCAUGAUAAUGAUGGAAAUGACAGAUUUUACACGUGGUCGCGGUCCAUUAAAAACUACUAUGGAUGUUAUUAACGCAGCAAAAAAAAUUUCUGAGGCUGGUACUAAACUAGAUAAAUUGACUCGAGAAAUUGCAGAACAGUGUCCUGAAAGCUCUACUAAAAAGGAUUUAUUGGCCUAUUUGCAGCGCAUUGCAUUGUAUUGCCAUCAAAUUCAAAUUACUUCCAAAGUUAAAGCUGAUGUUCAAAAUAUAAGUGGAGAAUUAAUCGUUUCUGGCUUGGACAGUGCCACAUCUUUAAUUCAGGCAGCAAAGAAUUUAAUGAACGCAGUCGUUCUAACAGUUAAAUAUUCAUACGUUGCUUCUACCAAAUAUACCCGUCAAGGAACCGUUACGUCACCAAUUGUUGUAUGGAAAAUGAAAGCUCCUGAAAAAAAACCAUUGGUAAGACCUGAAAAGCCGGAGGAGGUUCGAGCUAAAGUCCGCAAGGGAUCACAAAAGAAAGUGCAGAAUCCAAUACAUGCAUUGUCAGAGUUUCAAAGUCCUGCUGAUGCAGUUUAAAGCCGAUUAACUGUGAAAAUUAUAAUAAUUUCAAUAAAGUAUGUUAUACGCACUAAAAAUACACAUCUCAUAUAAACGUAAAAAUUUCAAUAAAUUUCUAUUAACACUUAUCAUUUACAAUAAUUAAAAUAUCCAUGUAGUAUUGUAAUACAUAAGCAAAACUGGGAAACUGUUAGCAAAAAAUUAUACCUAAAUAAACGAGUAUUAUUCAACUUUCA
Messenger RNA from Lucilia cuprina (Australian sheep blowfly), 3193 nucleotides. RefSeq names its product catenin alpha (gene alpha-Cat). Gene Ontology annotation, cellular component: adherens junction; actin cytoskeleton; catenin complex. The record is from RefSeq and is a predicted model, not a curated record. Gene Ontology annotation, biological process: cell-cell adhesion; cell migration. Gene Ontology annotation, molecular function: beta-catenin binding; cadherin binding; structural molecule activity. Lineage: Eukaryota; Metazoa; Arthropoda; Insecta; Diptera; Calliphoridae. The transcript is spliced from 12 exons. Bases 243 to 2975 code for a protein of 910 amino acids.